GGAAGCGCUGGGAUAUGCCCUGCAUCCCCGUUCAAGUCCACUCGCCGCUCCCCCUGUUCCCUCCUGACGGGAUGAAGGGCUGAAGAAGACCCGCUUGGCGGGGAGCCUGUUCUUCUUGGGUGUCAGAUCACCGUUUCUGUUUCUUUUCCCCUUUUUUCACCUAACUAUUACCCUGACGAACUCGACGCUGCCGAUAACCGACUUCCAUAACGACCCAUCAUCCCACGCAUGCAGCCCUACCAUUGAAAGACACUCGAUCCAGAUUCCAGACGUUCAGUGGAAAAAGGAGGGAGAGAAAAAAAGACACAGGCAGAAAGAAAAAAGGAGAGAAGACGCUCGCCAGACGCUCGCCCAUCAUGGCGGACUCUUUACCAUCGCCAACGGAGCACAACUUUGAAACAGAGUCCAAUUUUAUGGGAUGGUUUCUCCACCCCACGAGCACGGAGGCGAUUUUGUGCCUUGGUGAUGGCGAGCACUUUGAGACCUCGGGCCGGUUUGCCGCCUGUUGUUUGCACGAGCCGUGUCCCAUGCCGACGCUCUGCUCGGCGAACACCUUGAGCUUCAACAACGCAGACAUUAUGGACUGCGGAACAGACUUCUCCUGCGUAACCAUGACGCUGUACCAGACGCCGGGGUCCGAAGGUUACCCUACCGCCAAUAUCAUGUGCGGUGUCCACUGGGCAGCACAUACCAUCUACCGACAUCUUCCCCCGGAACCAACAACAAGUCCCGACCCUUCACCCUCUACCGACUCCCACCUCACGUCUCAAGCUCCCACAUCACUCGGCUCCGGCAGCAAUCAUUCCAACGACGACAGCCCCAACCAAGCUUGGAUCGCCGGCGCCGUCGUCGGUCCAUUAGGAGCCAUAGCAGCCAUCCUCUUCGUCAUAUGGUGGUGGCGACGCAGGAUAGACAAAAAGCAAGACCAGGUCGCGCAAGCCGCAGCCGCAGCAGAAGUAGAAGGAGGGGGAGGGGCAGAGGGAGGGGGUUCCUUCACGUCGGGAUUAUUAGGUCCCCAAAAGAUGGAGUCGGAUCAAGGGACGACGUGGUCCUCACGGCAUACCGCGUCCAACCGCACCAGCCCGGCGUAUUUACACGGGAAGUACCAGAGCGUCCCGAACAGCAGCACCAGCCCCGGGUUCAUGAUGCCUUACCACUCCUCCGCUCGCUAUCAACCCGCGCAACCUUCCCCGCCGCCGCCUCAUAUCUACCGCGACGCGACGCCGACCGAGCUCGAUUCCGGGUUGCAUGGACAGGGCCACGCGGCGUCCGAGCUGCUGACCGGGCAGAUGUACACGUACACGCCGGAGCUGAGUGGUCCGACCUUGUCGGAGUUGCCGGAUACUCGGCGGUAACCGGCGACGGUCUGUCGGACUUUUUGUGGCCUGGGAUGGGAAGACUUUGGAGUUGUAGUAGGUUGACCUGUUGAGAG
Molecule: messenger RNA, 1432 nt
Organism: Sodiomyces alkalinus F11
Lineage: Eukaryota; Fungi; Ascomycota; Sordariomycetes; Glomerellales; Plectosphaerellaceae
Exons: 4
Coding region: 357-1355 (332 amino acids)
Source: RefSeq, a predicted model, not a curated record